UCUUCAAAUUCAAUUGAAUGAAUGAAGAGAAAGGGAGGGAGGGUUCUGCUUCAAGUCAUUAGCAGAAGAAACACGAGCUUCAGCAGCACCCUAACAACACUCUCUCAGUCGCAGGUUCUGUUGAUGGAUCCAUCUGAGCGUUACUGCUACAAUCCAACCUUGCGUUGGAAUCCUCAAGUGGAAGAGCAUUUCAACAAAGCUUAUGGAGCAGAAGCUUUUGCUCGCAUCUCCAAAGCACUAACACAACCCUCUCGUUACUCUUGUAUACGUGUAAAUACACUGCGAACAACAACUGAUGCUGUUAUUGAGAAGAUUAUGGAAAUUCAAUGUGAUAAAAGGCUGCAUGACCCUCCACAGAAUCUGCAUAUGAAUGAUGAUGUAGAAUCCCUAACUGGUCAUAAGCAUAAUGGUGUUCGGGACGUUGGUCCAGCAGUUGAAAUCCCUGAAAAUGGUCACAGUUCCAGCACAGAAACUAGCGCUGUUAUAAAAUGUCAGAUACCUGGGCUAGACUAUGUUGUAUUUGUGAAAGGUUCAGGUCCACAUGAUAUUCAGUAUGAUUAUCAACAAGACAGGCCUCCCAAAGAGGUAAUUGUCAGCCGUAAGUGUGCAGAGGCAGUUCUUCGAGGUGCUCAGGUAUAUGUGCCAGGUAUAUUAGCAUGCAGUGCUCAUGUUGAGGAAGGGGAUGUUGUUGCAGUUUCAGUUGGUGUUGAGCAGCCUGGUCGUGAUGGUGGAUGGAGUGUUGGAAUCACACGUGGGAUUGUCCUACAAGGACUACAGACAGAUCCUCAUUAUCUCGAACGAGAUCGCUUAUAUAUUGGCCAAGGAAUUACAACGAUGUCAAGGGCCGGAAUAUUUCGGGGAUUGACAGGUCUUGGUGUGGAUAUGACUGAUAGAGUGUUUAGAUUGGGAUCUUUCAAUGAUGUGCUGAAGGGGGAUAUAUUUCUUCAAAAUCUGCCAAGCAUUAUUACUGCGCAUGUCUUAGAUCCACAAGAGGGAGAAAGAAUAUUGGAUAUGUGUGCUGCUCCUGGUGGAAAAACAACUGCAAUUGCUUCCCUUAUGAAGGAUAAAGCAGCAGUGAUUGCAGUUGAUAGGUCUCAUAAUAAGGUGAUGGAGAUUCAGAAUCUGGCUGCAGAACUGGGGUUGAAAAGCAUAAUAGCUUAUAAGCUAGAUGCCCUUAAAUCUGUUAACAAGAAUAAUUUGAAUGGAAUAACUACACAAGGUUCUAGGGAAGAUAGAGUGGGUCUAACCUGUCAAGAGGCAGAGUCGGGUAGUUCUGUUACUGGAGAUUUAUCAUCUCUUGCAACAGAAGGAACGAAGACAGAUAUGACAGACAACAAGAUUUUGCAUGUUGUUUCUCCUGUAGAUACAUUACCCAUUUCAGAGAAAGCUAAUGUUCCAGAUGAAGAACAAAUGAAUGGAGGUCGUUACAGAAGUAAAGCUGAGCUAAGGAAAGAAAAUCGAAGAAUGAAAAAUGGGCCUGGGAGAAACCAAUCAACAGGUGGCAGGGUGGAUAAAUGUGAAGGGUUUCCUCCAAACAGUUUUGACCGAGUUCUUCUUGAUGCUCCCUGUUCUGCUCUUGGAUUGAGACCACGCUUAUUUGCUGGAGAGGAAACGAUAGAAUCGUUGAGAAGACAUGCAGUGUAUCAGAAACGAAUGUUCGAUCAGGCUGUUCAGCUAGUUCGACCUGGUGGAGUUAUUGUAUAUUCCACAUGCACGAUAAAUCCAUCCGAGAAUGAGUCCCUGGUUCGUUAUGCUUUGGACACGUACAAGUUUCUCUCGUUGGCACAACAGCAUCCAAAAAUUGGCAGACCUGGCCUGCUCGGUCGGUGUGAAUCAUCUGAUGGAUAUUUUGAGGAAUGGCUAAGACCUGGUGAGGAAGAUCUUGUCCAGAGGUUUGAUCCUUCCGGCCCACAUGAUACAAUCGGGUUUUUCAUAGCCAAAUUCAACGUUGCCCCCAAAGAUGCCUAGUUUUAUACAGAAGUUGCAACAUAAGUCGGAGGCAUGACUGCGUGAGCCUGCUCUGAUGCUUCAACUUGGAAACCAACCCCCCAAAGAAGUAAACAAAAACUCUUUACUCUUUUCAUAUAUACAUCACAUGGUUACAAUGCAGACUUUCUUAUUUUUGGGGGGUAGGGGUGGGUGGGUAGUAUUGUUGUAGAAUCUUGGGUACACCUUAAGACUGGCUAAAAUCAUAGUAGGAGUUAACUUACAGAAGAGAAGUCAUUCUGUCAUCUUAUUUUGGAAUUCCUAGUGUAGAUCUAGAGGGAAUUUUUUGCAUAAUCUAUAUACUG
Messenger RNA from Cynara cardunculus var. scolymus (artichoke), 2291 nucleotides. RefSeq names its product putative methyltransferase NSUN6. The transcript has 13 exons. Lineage: Eukaryota; Viridiplantae; Streptophyta; Magnoliopsida; Asterales; Asteraceae. Gene Ontology annotation, biological process: RNA methylation. The coding region runs from base 22 to 1968 and encodes 648 amino acids. The record is from RefSeq and is a predicted model, not a curated record. Gene Ontology annotation, molecular function: methyltransferase activity; RNA binding.